Messenger RNA from Camelina sativa (false flax), 2809 nucleotides. The record is from RefSeq and is a predicted model, not a curated record. NCBI's taxonomy places the organism in Eukaryota, Viridiplantae, Streptophyta, Magnoliopsida, Brassicales, Brassicaceae.
CUUUUUGCUCGCAGAGACACUUUUUGAUUGGAGCGUGUCUCUUUGCUGUUCCGGCUCUCUUGGUUUGCUUAGGAGCCAAAUCAAUCUAGGUUUUUGGAUUUUUUGCUCCCAAGAACUCCACUAGGAUUCUUGGUUCAAACAAUUUCGAGUGUUGUUCCUUAUACAAAUAAGAUGUCACGAGUCGAGAGAAUUUCGAUGCGUGAUGUGAAGAUCGCGGAACGUUGGAUUCGGGAACGCAUUAAAGACGAAGCCGCAUCGCAGUUCGAUCUCCAAGAAGCUCUAUUAGCUUCUAGACAAGCUACUCCUCACCCUUACUCGACUCAUCCAAAAGAGUGGCCGCCGUUGAUUGAGGUGGGAGAGAAUUGGAAAUUGCCUCGUGAAGUUCUUGAGAGGUAUGAUGCAGCCGAUGAGGUUUUCUUUGGAAGUUUUCCGGAGAUUCAAUGUGCUUGGGCAGUUUUAGACAAUUCUUUUCUCCUAUGGAGUUUUGUGAAAAGGAAUGGGCCAUGUCAUCAGUAUAACGUGGAGGAGCAUCAUAUUUGUGCGACUGGUCUAGCCAAAUGUAGACCUGGAGUGUUUCGUGAAGAAAUUAAAUAUCUUUUGGUGCUGGCAACUGAUGUUGAGUUGGUUCUUGUUGGAUUGUCCCGCACUAAAGGACCUGAUGGUAGAGAUCCAAAUGCUGAAAUUUUAGUAAAGCCUCUGCCUGGCUAUACAAUCUUAUCUGAUGGAGUUGCAAUGGCAUGCGUUACAUCUACCAAUAAUGGGCGCAUUUUCAUGGCUGGACAUGAUGCUCACAUAUAUGAGCUGCUAUAUACAACUGGUACAGGGGCUGAUCAACGUUGUCGUAAAGUCUGCCUCACUGCAGGCACAACUAGUAUGAUCUCGAGGUUGGUUCCGCCAAAUGUAUUCCAGUUUGGAGCUGUAGAUCCUGUUGUAGAGAUGGUUGUUGAUAAUGAAAGGCAAAUUUGUUAUGCCCGCACUGAAGAGAUGAAACUUCAAGCAUAUGUUUUUGGGCCAAAUGGGGAAGGCUCUCUUAAGAAGGUGGCGGAAGAAAGGAAUCUAUUAAAUCAGAGGAAUGCGAGCCUAGGAAUUAGUCAGUCCGCAAGGCCAGGUCGAUCUAACAAGCCAUCCAUAAUCAGCAUUUCGCCAUUGUACAUGCCAGAAUCGAAAUGGUUGCACCUUGUUGCAGCAAUGUCAGAUGGCAGGAGGAUGUAUCUUUCCACUUCCUCAAGUGGAACUGGUAGUAGUAUUAGCUUCAGUGAGUUCAACAACCACCCUCAGACUCCAAACUGUCUGAAAGUGGUUUCAACUAGGCCAUCACCUCUAUUAGGGGUCGGUUUUGGAGCAGCAACUAUAGCCGGAACAACUCAGAAUGAAGACCUCUUGAUGAAUGUUGAAACAGCAGAUUAUUUGUUUGGAACUCUUGUUCUUUCAGAUGUAUCGCCAAAUUCUUUGGUUUCGCUUCAUGUUGUUAGCAGAGAUCCAACCGCGCACUCUCAGGUUGGCAGCAGUUCAGGGCAAAGUUCUCGGGCUUUACGGGAAUUUGUGUCCACUCUACCCAUCGAAGGCAGUAUAGUUUUUGUGACAGAUGUACUCCCGUCUUCUGAUACUGCCGCUACUGUUCAAUCAUUAUAUGCAGAACUUGGUUACUGUGGACUCGAAGUCUCGGGAGAGCCUUAUGAAAAGGCAUGUGCAAAACUCUGGGCCAGAGGUGAUCUUUCGACUCAGCAUAUUUUGCCAAGGAGAAAGAUUGUUGUCCUAACCACCAUGUGUGUGAUGGAACUGGUUUUGAAUCGACCUGUCGAUAUUUUGAGAAAUUUUUUGGAAUCCAACCCUCCAAGGUCCCUUAUAGAAGAUUUUUUCACCCGAUUUGGAUUAGGCGAAGCAGCUGCCAUGUGUAUGAUGUUGGCUGCCCGGAUAAUAGAUUUUGACGAUUCAGUUAGUAAUACUGUUUCCGAUAUAGCAGCUGGCGCGUUUGAUGACAUGAGUUACGUUGUUCAAGAAGGCAAGCACCCUUUCUCAGCUGCUCACGAAGGGAUCUCCCUCUGUACAUCAAGAUUAUUGUUUCCCCUAUGGAAUCUUUCUGUGAUGUCCAAAGAGACCAGUUCUGAUGGAAUGAUUAUUUGUCGUCUUUCUACUGGUGCUAUGAAUGUGCUGGAAAGUAAGAUUCGUUCGUUGGAACGAUUCUUAAGAUCUAGAAGAGACCAGGGAGAGGGGCAUUAUGGACGUUUUACUAAGAACUUAUUUGGAGCAUCUUCCAGCAGAAACGAGUCAGCAAAUAAAAGACAGCGGUUUCAAUAUAGUAUUCAACGAUUGCCUGCCAUGGAGGUGAGGUCCAUCGAGUGUACUAGGCAGUUGCUACUCAGAUUUGCAGAAGCCCUUGACCUACUCCAAUUUCUUUCUCAACAUCAUGUUGUAUUUCAAGGGCUUGAGGCAAGCUUUAGGCAAGCUUUGGUUCGGUUGACAUUCGAUCAGCUAGUUUGUUCUCAAGAUGGUGAGCAAAUUGCAACAAGGCUCGUAUCUGCUGUGAUGGAGAAUUAUAAUGGCUCGGAUGGUGAGGGAAGAGUUGACGAUAUAAGCAGGAGACUUCGUGAUGGUUGUCCAAGUUACUUAAAAUAGGCUGUUUACAACAAGAAUGACUCAAGUCCUUUCUUCUUCUGAUCCAUUUAUCAAAGGAGAUUACAUUAACUUGGAGAUUGACUCUUGUGGUGGAGUCAAUGGUACUGAGCUUUACCCUGAUGUCAAAUACAUGACCGUGAGCGAGUUUAUUGAUACUCUUUUCUAGAAUUAUAACCAAAUAGCAAAAGGAUCA